AAUUCUUUUUUUGAAUAAUUUACAGAGUGACAUUUAUUCCUUGUAAAAAUUCUUGUUAGACUUUUUUAAUGUGUUUUUCUUUUCAACUUGUGGGGUUGGGGUUACAGUGUUAGUGCUGUUGCUGCUGGCUUGGUGCUUUACUUUGUUCUUAGUUUUUCUACUUUCUUUCUCUCAAAUAUUCUCUUCUUUUUUUUUUCUUUCUUUUGAGAGUGUGUUAAUAUUCUUUAUCUCUAUGUUAUAUUCUUUGUUCUGAUUCUGUGAGGGAAAGAAGAAGAAGGCAAUGGCUAACAUUUCUCAUCCUCCAAUGGAACAACUUCAAGACCUUGAGUAUUGCAUAGACUCCAAUCCUCCAUGGCCUGAAACCAUCUUGUUAGCUUUUCAAAAUUACAUAUUAGUGCUUGGCACAAGUGUGAUGAUCCCCUCAGCGCUUGUACCUUUAAUGGGUGGAUCAGAUGGGGACAAGGCAAGGGUUAUACAAACCCUGCUCUUUGUGGCUGGAAUAAAUACUCUUCUCCAAGCACUGUUUGGAACUCGGUUGCCAGCUGUUGUUGGAGGUUCAUUUGCAUACGUCAUUCCUAUAGUCUAUAUAAUUAGUGACUCGCAUCUUCAACGAAUCAGUGAGCCACAUGUAAGAUUUGUACAUACGAUGCGAGCUAUUCAAGGAGCUUUAAUUGUCGCAGCUAGCAUUCAAAUUAUUUUGGGAUACAGCCAAGUUUGGGGGCUCUUCUCACGAUUCUUCAGUCCGCUUGGGAUGGCACCCGUUGUUGGAUUAGUUGGUUUCGGCUUAUUUCAGCGAGGAUUUCCCGCACUAGGGAAUUGCGUUGAAAUUGGGCUUCCAAUGCUAUUGUUGGUCAUUGGCUUGUCACAAUAUCUAAAGAAUGUUAAACCAAUGAGGGAUUUUCCAAUAUUCGAGCGAUUCCCUGUUUUAAUUUGUGUUACCAUUAUCUGGAUAUAUUCGACCAUUCUGACGGCUAGUGGGGCUUACCGUGGCAAAAAUGCUCUAACGCAGCAUAAUUGCCGCACUGAUAGAGCAAAUCUCAUUUCUACUGCUCCAUGGUUUAAGUUUCCAUACCCCCUGCAGUGGGGGCCUCCUACUUUUGCUGCUGGGCAUUCUUUUGCUAUGAUGUCUGCAGUUCUUGUCUCGAUGGUUGAGUCAACCGGAGCUUAUAUGGCGGCAUCUCGUCUGGCAAUUGCCACUCCACCUCCUGCCUACGUACUAAGCCGUGGCAUUGGAUGGCAGGGAAUAGGCAUUUUGCUUGAUGGACUUUUUGGAACAUGCACUGGUUCAACUGUUUCUGUAGAAAAUGUGGGACUUCUUGGAUUGACUCGAGUUGGAAGUCGAAGAGUUGUUCAAAUUUCUGCAGGUUUCAUGAUAUUCUUUGCUAUGCUAGGGAAAUUUGGGGCUGUUUUUGCAUCGAUACCUUUCCCAAUAUAUGCUGCACUGUAUUGUGUUCUGUUUGGUCUUGUAGGCUCAGUUGGAUUAUCAUUUCUUCAAUUCACAAAUUUGAAUUGUAUGAGGAAUCUCAUAAUAACGGGACUAUCACUUUUCCUUGGGAUAUCAAUUCCACAAUUUUUCAAUGAAUAUUGGCAUCCAGCUCGUCACGGUCUUGUUAAAACCGACGCUGGCUGGUUCAAUGCAUUUGUCAACACCAUAUUCACGUCGCCUCCAAUGGUGGGGCUAAUAGUUGCUGUGUUUCUUGACAACACAUUGGACGUGGAGAAUGCAAAGAAAGAUCGGGGCAUGCCUUGGUGGGUGAAAUUCAGAACUUUCAGAGGUGAUAACAGAAACGAAGAGUUCUACACGUUGCCAUUCAAUCUCAACCGGUUCUUUCCUCCUACGUAGCAAGGCUGAAAAGCUUAGUUCUCUUUUGCAGUUAAGUUAACAUGAUAGAUCAAAGUCUCAGAAUGGGUCUCUGGCAUCAUUUUAUUUACAGACACUUGAUCACAAGCUAAUUUUUAUAACCUGAAUUUCUUCGAUUUUUUGUGGGCAUUGGCUAGCAAGUUCAGAAGGGGAGCCUUGGUGCAACGGUAAAGUUGUGUGACCUAUUGAUCCCACGUUGGUUUGUGAACGUGGGAUGUUUCGUGCACUAGAUUGCCCUUUUUAUUGGCUAGCGAGGUCCCAAGUAGGAAUCUAUAGAGCUUACUGAUCAAUGCUGUGUAGCUAUUGCACUUUGAUGAAUAAGGAAAAGAAGGUCUCCCUCACUUUAUGUUCUAUUGAGGGAACUAUAGCAGCAAUGACUAUUAUGUAAAGAAUGAGACUUUCUUCAGAUUCAUGCUAAAAUUACUGAAUGAAACUGCAUCAAUCUUUUCCCUUGAA
Messenger RNA from Lycium barbarum (goji berry), 2317 nucleotides. RefSeq names its product nucleobase-ascorbate transporter 1. Gene Ontology annotation, cellular component: membrane. Gene Ontology annotation, biological process: transmembrane transport. Gene Ontology annotation, molecular function: transmembrane transporter activity. The transcript is spliced from 14 exons. Bases 281 to 1843 code for a protein of 520 amino acids. Lineage: Eukaryota; Viridiplantae; Streptophyta; Magnoliopsida; Solanales; Solanaceae. The record is from RefSeq and is a predicted model, not a curated record.